Molecule: messenger RNA, 687 nt
Organism: Rotaria socialis
Lineage: Eukaryota; Metazoa; Rotifera; Eurotatoria; Philodinida; Philodinidae
Source: the annotation of a GenBank genome assembly
AUGAGUGGCAACAAUAAAGGAAGUAUGGUAUCUCGUAUGUUCGGUGGCUCAUCAAAAGGUGGUUCAAAAUCGAAAACAGCACAAACGCCACAGGAAGCCAUACAACAGUUGCGCGAUGUUGAAGAUGUUCUCAACAAAAAAGUGGAACAUUUAGAAGCAAAAAUUAACGAAGAAACAGCGAUUGCUCGUCGUGAUGCACGAACAAAUAAGCGUAAUGCGCUAACUGCUUUGAAAAGAAAAAAACGCUUGGAAAAAACUUUACAACAAAUUGAUGGAACAUUAACGACACUUGAAUAUCAACGUGAAGCUUUACAAAAUGCAGCUAUGAAUGGACAAGCAUUUGCUGCGCUUCAAGGUGCAACUAGUGCAUUAAAAAAUGUUCAUAAAGAACUUGAUGUUGAAAAUGUUCAAGACAUCAUGGAUGAAUUAGCUGAACAACAUGAAUUAUCAAAUGAAAUAGCCAAUGCUAUUUCAAGUCCUGUUGGUUUUGGUGCUGAAAUAGACGAACGUGAACUCGAAGAUGAAUUGGCACAAUUAGAACGAGAAGCCCUAUCAGAACAACUGACUCGAGUUGACUUUCCAACAGUUCCACAUCAUGCUAUUCCUGCUUACAGCCAACCGGCAAGUGCAUCAACGAAUAAAGCAAAUUAUGAUCAAAUGGCUGAAUUAGAGAGAUGGGCAUCGUGA